GGAGAGGUGGGGGGCGAUGAGCGCGGAUUUGGACCGCAUGUCCCUAGGGUCGUGCUCUUCCGCGGCCUCUUCCUCCCGGUCCAACACCUUCGGCGGAGCGGCUGCGAGGGCCCCGGGGCUUGGGGGGCAACCGGGGCCCGCCGCGGCGGGGGCGUCUGGAGCUGGGAUCCGCCUGCUGUCGGCCAACGUGCGGAAGCUCCACGGGGCGCUGAACCUGCUCCUGAGCGAGGCGGAGCGGGAGCAGUUCAUCCAUUGCUUGAACGUCUAUCACUGCCGGAGGAAUGUGUUCGAUUUGGUGCAGACCCUCAAAGUCCUCCUCGACGGCCCCGAGAAGAGGCAGCUCCUGCCCAUGUUGCGGCUAGUCAUCCCCCGCUCGGAUCAGCUCCUCUUCGACCAGUACACCUCCGAGGGGCUCUAUUUAAAGGCGGACUUCUUGCCCGCCGGCAACACGGGCCUCGACUCCGCCGGCUCCCCGCGCGUCUUGCCCGCGGCGCCAGCCUCGUCCGCCUGCUCCGCGUCUCCCAUCUGGCCUCCCCCUGUCGUCUCGCGGAAGUCCCUGCAGGAUUUCAGCACCACGCUCGACGGGACAGCUCCGCCGGGGCCCUCUGGCUUAGAGGAACUUCGCGGGGAGGUCAGGCAAGUCACCCUCAAGAGGCACAAGGCGCAGGAGGGCUUAGGAUUCAGUAUCCGAGGGGGCUCCGAGCACGGCGUUGGGAUCUAUGUCUCCCUGGUGGAACCAGGCUCCCUGGCGGAGAAGGAAGGCCUCCGGGUGGGAGACCAGAUCCUGAAAGUCAAUGACAAGCCCUUGGACAAGGUGACCCAUUCUGAAGCUGUGAAGGCGCUCAAGGGCUCCAAGAAGCUGAACCUGUCUGUCCACUCGGUGGGGCGUAUCCCCGGCGGCUAUGUCACCAAUCACAUCUACACCUGGGUGGACCCCCAGGGCCGGAGCGUCUCUCCCCCGACGGGCCUGCCCCAGCACCAGAGCAGUUCCCUGCACAAGGAUGGUGAGAAAAGGAGCCAUCUCCAACUUCUGCAAGAAGGAGAUGAGAAAAAGGUGAAUCUGGUGCUGAGUGAAGGGCGAUCUCUCGGCCUCAUGAUCCGAGGAGGAGCUGAGUAUGCUCUUGGGAUUUACAUCACAGGUGUGGACAAGGGAUCUGAAGCAGAAAGCGCUGGCUUGAAGGUCGGGGACCAGAUUCUGGAGGUGAAUGGCCGCAGCUUCCUCAGCAUUCCCCACGACGAAGCGGUGAAGCUCCUCAAGUCCUCGCGCCACCUCAUCAUCACCGUCAAAGACGUUGGGAGGCUACCUCAUGCUCGGACAACAGUGGACGAGACCAAGUGGAUAGCCAGUUCCCAGAUUGGAGAGACGGUGGUCAACCUGGCAGGGGUCUCUGGAGAUCACAAAGCAGAGGUGACAGCAAAGCCAUCUUUUUACAGAGGCCUGGCAGGAUCCCAGGUAACCCUGACCAGCUUGGUGAACCAAAGCCGUGUAAUGCUGGAGGAACAAGCACGCCAUCUCCUGAACGAACCCGAAAGAGCCACCAUGGCCUAUUACCUGGAUGAAUAUAAGGAGAACAACAUCCCGGUCGAUGCCCUCGUCAUGGCUCUCUUUGAACUGCUCAACACUCACGCCAAGUUCUCGCUCUUGUCGGAGGUGAGGGGAGUCAUAUCUCCUCAGGACCUUGACUGCUUUGACAACCUGGUCCUGAAGAGGGAGAUUGAAUUCAUGAAGGCUCGGCAGCCCUCGGGGACAGGGACAGACUCUUACUCCUUGAUGUCUUGCAGUGACACUGCCUCUUCCACCGGGAGCCAUUUCACCUCCACCACAGUCAGCUCGGCUCGGGAGCGACUCUUGUGGCUUAUCGACCUCAUGGAGAACACAUCAGACUUGGAAGGAGGCGGGAAGGGAAGUCAAAGCAACAUCAAUGCCCUGCCCGACAUCUCACUGGACAACCUUCCCUCUUUCCCUGAAGAGCCUCCUGCCUUCAGGCUUCCUCCUUCUCCCUCAUCGCCAACAGUGGGGGACCCCUCUACUCCACAGGACAGAGCCACGGAGAACGACACCCUCAAGAGGCCAUCUUUGGAAUCGUCCCAAUCGGGCCUCUUCUUUGUGGCCCCCCAGAGCCCCACACCGCCCACCAGCCUCUCCGAGAAGGACACAAGCAGCGUUACCUCCUCCUCCACAGAUGACUCCACCUCCAGCGCCAUCUACACUUCCAUCUCCACGGUCGGCCGUGCUUCCCGAAGGCCCAUGGAUGCCCACCUAUUGUUGGUCAACCAGCACCUGAUAGGACCCUUCCCUCGCGUCCAGUCGCCAACACGGUUGAAGAAUCCCUCUCCGGAGAGGGCCAUGCUGGCUGGCACCCUUCCAAGCCCCAACACACCAUCCCCUUCCCCUCCACCACCUCCGCCCCACCCGGCUCCUCCUCCUCCCGGUGAGAAGAGAGGUGCUGAGGCCGGCAUCACUCAGCACUUUAUCAUGGUGGAAGUUCAUCGGCCCGACAGUGAGCCAGAUGUCAAUGAAGUGAGGUCCUUGCCCCAAGCCAGAGGGUGGUUCAACAGAGAUUUACUACUUCUUUCUAUGCACGCUCAAAGAUCCCUGUCUCAGGCAAACAUGAAGAACGAUCCGAGUUCAAGGUCACAUUUCAGCCAGGCAAAGACACUCAAGGAUGGUGCAAAACAGGCCUUUCUCCCGCUGUUGCCUGCCCCAGCCUCGACGCUCUCUCAGCUUUCGGACAGCGGGCAGACCCUCAGCGAGGACAGCGGCGUGGAUAUCGGGGAUGCGGAGCUCAGCACCAAAGACAGGAACCGGCCGCAGGGUCCCGUAAAAAGCAGGAGCUCCCCGGAAGCACUGAAAGCCGAUGGGCCAGUAGAGGCAAGCCCAAAGCCGCCUGGCCUCCUGGAACCGACGUCCCACCUGAUCCGGGUGACAAAGAGCGCCCCGACCUUGGGCAUCGCCAUUGAAGGAGGAGCCAACACUCGUCAGCCACUGCCUCGGAUUGUCACUAUACAGAGGGGAGGCUCUGCCCACAACUGUGGGCAGCUGAAGGUGGGUCAUGUGAUCCUGGAAGUGAAUGGUGUCACCCUCCAAGGAAAGGAGCACCGCGAGGCGGCUCGCAUCAUUGCCGAGGCAUUUAAAACAAAGGACAAGGACUGUGUCGAUUUCCUAGUCACCGAGUUUAACGUUGCACUUUAGGGGUAAGACUGUGGAAGGCCUCAAAGCCAAAUGAGAGAAAAAGAACAAGGUUUCAAGUGGCUACGCGCACAGGUUAGCACGUGUACUAUCACGACAUCCAGAUAACUCCCACAUGAAGCCCAACAGCACAUGUUCACAUGCUGCCGGCCCAGAACACGUGCAGGAUUUCCAACCACGUAGGCUUUGGGUUGGUGCACUGGUACUCGACCGAGGCAGCUGCUCUGCUAAGGUAUCCCACCGCUCGCACCACUUCCGAGAGCCUAACAGGGCAGUUUGCAGGAACAAGAAGCAAAGGAACACGGAGCAGGAAACAAAGAGAGUCGCCUCCUGAUAAUAAUUCUUUCCAUAGAUCAUCCUCACCUGGUGGGUAAACUAUGGUUUAGAUGUCCCAUCUCUGCCCAUUUUGUCUCUGUGUUUGAAUGAGUUGGCCAGUCGCCUCUCUGAAAACCUCACCCCAGCCUUUCUAGCUCUUCCUCCCCUUGCAUCUUACGGUAGCAUCUUGCAACUGCUUCAGAGCACCCAUGGGUUGGGUGCGGGAAGGAGCCAUGUAUUGCCCCCCCCACUUCCCAAGCACUGCUAGAGGAGGGAGGCACCUCCAGGGGGCACCACCUGUAACGCUUUGGGAUUUCUUCUCCGUGACCCACCUGGUGUGAGGUUCCCACACUCUGAUUUCCCAUCCGUUCACAGCCAGCCAUGGAAGAUGCCUUGUAAAUGGCCAGCAGUGUUGCUGUAUUUAUAUAUGAAAGAGCUUGUGCUUUUAAUUUUUCAAUAAACCAAACACAUU
Molecule: messenger RNA, 3977 nt
Organism: Rhineura floridana
Lineage: Eukaryota; Metazoa; Chordata; Lepidosauria; Squamata; Rhineuridae
Gene: WHRN
Product: whirlin
Exons: 14
Coding region: 17-3193 (1058 amino acids)
Biological process (GO): auditory receptor cell stereocilium organization; sensory perception of sound
Cellular component (GO): plasma membrane; cilium; stereocilium tip
Molecular function (GO): protein binding
Source: RefSeq, a predicted model, not a curated record